AUGAGGCGAGGGGCGCGGCUGCUGGGCUUCCUCUGCCUGUGGCUGCCCCAGCUGCGCUGCGAGGGGCCCGUCCAGCCCGAGCAGGUGCACCUGUCUUAUCCAGGAGACCCCACCUCCAUGGUGGUCACCUGGACGACCUUUGACCCAGCUGAGUCCCUUGUAGUCUUUGGCCAGGCUCCAGGGAACGACCUCCCUCACAGGGCCAGUGGAAAUGCGACACGCUUUGUGGAUGGCGGCAACCUGAGCCGCGCCAUGUUCAUCCAUCGAGUCACCCUCCGCGGCCUUCUUCCGGGACAGGACUACCUCUAUCGCUGUGGGAGCCCAUGGGGCUGGAGCCGGCCCUAUGGCUUCCGGGCAUUGCUGGACGGCAGCAGCUGGAGCCCCCGAUUUGCCCUUUUUGGAGACAUGGGCCUGGAAAACCCCCAGUCCUUGCCCCGGUUGCGGAGGGAGGUUCAACAGGGCUGGUACGACGCUGUGCUUCACAUAGGAGAUUUUGCCUACGACCUGCACUCGGACAACGCCCUCGUUGGAGACGCCUUCAUGCGGAAAAUCGAGGCAGUGGCUGCCUUUGUGCCAUAUAUGACUUGCCCAGGAAACCACGAGGACAAGUACAACUUCUCCAACUACCGGUCCCGCUUCAGCAUGCCCGGAGACACCGAGAGCCUCUGGUACAGCUGGGAUGUGGGCCCUGCUCACCUCAUUGCCUUCUCCACGGAGGUGUAUUUCUACCUGGAAUACGGGGAGCAGCUGGUGGCCAAGCAGUUCCAGUGGCUGGAGAGGGACCUCCAGGAGGCGAACCGGCCUGCACGGCGUGGGGAGCGUCCCUGGAUUAUCACCAUGGGGCACCGGCCCAUGUACUGCUCCAACAACGACAAGGACGACUGCACCCAGUACGAGAGCAUCGUUCGCAAAGGGCUGAAGCCGGACGGUUACGGGCUGGAGGACCUUUUCUUCAAGUACGGGGUAGAUUUGAUGCUGUGGGCUCACGAGCAUUCCUACGAACGGCUCUGGCCCGUCUACGACUACAAGGUUUACAAUGGGAGCACCACAACCCCCUAUACCAAUCCCAGCGCCCCCGUCCACAUUAUCACUGGAUCGGCUGGUUGCGUAGAGCGGCUGGACCCCUUCAUCCCAGACCCGCGAGAAUGGAGUGCUCUGAGGAUUGAGGACUACGGCUACGCCCGCAUGCAGAUCAUCAACAAGACCCACCUCUGGCUGGAGCAGGUCUCGGAUGACCAGAAUGGGAAGGUCGUGGAUAAGAUUUGGCUGAUCAAAGACCGGCCUGCCCCCGGCACUGACCUGCGCCGGAAGGUCUGAGAAGGCAUCGCAGCGCCCUUCUGGUCCAGACAGCUGGCCAGGAUCUCACCUUCUGAGCUCCAGCAGCUUCAACUGCAAACUGGCACCGUGUUCUCUGGCCCGAAUGUGAAGCGGUUUGCAUGAUCCCAAAUGUGACCCCGGCUACAGAGGGGGUCAGAGAGUCAAGAUGGAGACCUUGACCCAUGGAGAAAAAGCGGGAGCUUCAGUGAUGUGGCUGCAGCUGCCCUCUUGAUGGCCUCCUGCACUUAUCUGUCUGCCCUUCCUGAAUUUAGGGUUAGCUUGAGAGAGAAAUAAUGUUUCAUGUCCUUAGUGCAAACUGUCCCUACUUAACACCGAUAGGAAUUGGUUUUCUGCCUGCUAAUGGCAAAUCAUGGAUUGUAGCCCAAAGAGAUGGCAGACUGGCCCAGGGCAAUGAGGAGUUAUGGGUAUCCACAAAUUUAUGGGAUGCUGGUCUUUACUGUAGCAUUAAAGACAAACAACACAGCUUGAUUUUUUUCACAUAAUACUGUAAUUACUUGAAUAAAAGUCAGAAAUAAAGGGA
This is a messenger RNA of Protobothrops mucrosquamatus (brown spotted pit viper), 1858 nucleotides long. RefSeq names its product acid phosphatase 7, tartrate resistant (putative) (gene ACP7). Lineage: Eukaryota; Metazoa; Chordata; Lepidosauria; Squamata; Viperidae. The record is from RefSeq and is a predicted model, not a curated record. Gene Ontology annotation, molecular function: metal ion binding; acid phosphatase activity. The transcript has 13 exons. Bases 1 to 1317 code for a protein of 438 amino acids.